Molecule: messenger RNA, 1590 nt
Organism: Nomascus leucogenys (northern white-cheeked gibbon)
Lineage: Eukaryota; Metazoa; Chordata; Mammalia; Primates; Hylobatidae
Gene: PGPEP1
Product: pyroglutamyl-peptidase I
Biological process (GO): proteolysis
Cellular component (GO): cytosol
Molecular function (GO): pyroglutamyl-peptidase activity
Source: RefSeq, a predicted model, not a curated record
GUGGCCUCGCGCGGCCCGGAGGCUGCGGCGGCAGCAGCUGUCGCGCCAGUCGGAACAGAAGCGGGUCCGAGGCACAGCCCUAUGCCGCUAUGGAGCAGCCGAGGAAGGCGGUGGUAGUGACGGGAUUUGGCCCUUUUGGGGAACACACUGUGAACGCGAGUUGGAUUGCAGUUCAGGAGCUGGAAAAGCUAGGCCUUGGUGACAGUGUGGACCUGCACGUGUACGAGAUUCCGGUUGAGUACCAAACAGUCCAGAGACUCAUCCCCGCCCUGUGGGAGAAGCACAGUCCACAGCUGGUGGUGCACGUGGGGGUGUCAGGCAUGGCGACCACAGUCACACUGGAGAAAUGUGGACACAACAAGGGCUACAAGGGGCUGGACAACUGCCGCUUCUGCCCCGGCUCCCAGUGCUGCGUGGAGGACGGGCCUGAAAGCAUUGACUCCAUCAUCGACAUGGAUGCUGUGUGCAAGCGAGUCACCACGUUGGGCCUGGAUGUGUCAGUGACCAUCUCGCAGGAUGCUGGCAGAUAUCUCUGCGACUUUACCUACUACACCUCUCUGUACCAGAGUCACGGUCGAUCAGCCUUCGUCCACGUGCCCCCACUGGGGAAGCCGUACAACGCGGACCAGCUGGGCAGGGCACUGAGAGCCAUCAUUGAGGAGAUGCUGGACCUCCUGGAGCAGUCAGAGGGCAAAAUCAACUAUUGCCACAAACACUGAGGGACGCUCAGGUCUCCUAAGACCUCAUCCUGCUGGGGACCCCACGAGGGGACAUCCACCCUCUGGGGUGUGGCCAGGAAAAGACAAGCUCUUCAGCUUGGGGAUCCGAUCUGGAAGAGAGGUUCUGAUCUGCCCACCUCCUCUUCCUCCUUCUCUACAAAAGCUCUGGUUGAUUGGACGGAAGUGGUGAAAAUUUUUUUUUCUCCCAUUUUCCUCCUUGCAUCUGGGGACACAGCUGCCGUGACCAGGGAGGCCAGCCUGGGAGGUCCAGAUGCCCAGGGAGAAUCUUGGUCUGGUGGAUCCAUGAGCUGCGAUACCACGGCUGGGGCCACGUGUUCACCUGCUUUCCUGUCUGUUGGUGAAGGAAUUUCAGAAUUCACUUUAUAUCCAAGACUGGCUUUUACCAAAUUUAAAAGCCUCUCAAUGAGUCCUCGACCUUGAACUGUGCUCAACAGCCUGGCCCUUUCUGGGGCCACCCUGGGAUAUGGCAUUUUUUCUUUCUUUCUUUCUUCUCUCUUUUUUUCUUUUCUAAAAAAAAAAAAACAGUGCUAGUUUGGGCACAGAGUAAUUUAUAUUCCUUUUGGUUAAAAUGCAGGCUUUUUAGCCAACAACAAAAGUGUCUUCCCCGCCCCCCCACUCGCCCCCCGGGGUGAGGCCACUUUUGCCUCCUGCCCUGAAAUUUGGACUUAAGAUGCCAUGUCUUGGUGGGGCGCAGUGGCUCAUGCCUGUAAUCCCAGCACUUUAGAAGGCCAGGGUGGGUGGAUCACUUGAGCUCAGGAGUUCAAGAUCAGCCUGGCCAACAUGGUGAAACCCCGCCUCUACUAAAAAUACAAAAAUUAGCCGGGCAUGGUGAUGCAUGCCUGUAGUCCGA